Molecule: messenger RNA, 1233 nt
Organism: Pelodiscus sinensis (Chinese soft-shelled turtle)
Lineage: Eukaryota; Metazoa; Chordata; Testudines; Trionychidae
Source: RefSeq, a predicted model, not a curated record
AUGAAGGAGUCGAUUGCACCAUGGGACACGGCAGAGACCAGCUCCCCCAAGCUGCCUCGAUCUCGGAGACAGGCCUGCCCCCAGUCCGGCAGCAGCUUGAGCCCGCAGGCACUUAGAAUAGCACUAGGAGAUGGGCAGAAGUCGCUGACAGCUCAGCCCAGCACGGUGCCAGGUUCAUUUCCGCUCAGUGAGGCUGGUGGCUUUAGCCGGGAGGUGACUGCCCUUCCUGCGACUAGCACUGAUGAGAACGCGGCCACCGCGCAGCCCCGUUUCAACAGCACUCUCCGGCUGGACGAGUCCCCCGUCCCACCCAGUCCCAACGCCACUGCCGGCGCCACAGACGGAAGGCUGCACACGCCUGCCCCAGCCAUCGCCGAGAACACGACGCCCGGGCUCCGGGAUAAGAACCUGUCGGCCAACAGCAGCGCUGAGCUUCUGGCUCCGGCGGCCAACGCCACAAAUGCCAGCCAGCCCGCCCAGGAAGGAACCGAGCCCUCCAGCACCACGGAGCCGACUGGCACCACGGCUGUGGUUCCAACACUUCUGCCACCAAAGGACUCGCUGGCCACAACUGGCAGCUCCCAGCUGGAGUCUUCUGCAUUCAACACUUCGGAGCCCAGGCCAGGGACCCCUGAUCCCAGGCCACACACCGCCCCUGAGAGCACCACCGAGAAGAGCACUGCAGGGCCCACGACAGUCCCCGUUGCCGUGACGACAGGGAGCACACCUGCAGCUACCACCGCCAGCACCACGGUGGCAACCCCCGGAGCUUCCCCCACCACCGGGGCAGCUACCACCGCCAGAAUAGAGCCAUCCGCUGAUCCCGUGCAUGAGAAGCCUUCUGUGUUGGACGUGGGAGACGACGAUAUUCAAGACCUGCCCAGCUCCGCCGUAGCCAGCACGAUGGGAGCCGACCCUCUGGUGAUCGGGGUGGUCUCCAUGUUUGCCGUCAUGGUGGGGAUCCUCGCCCUGGUGGGCCUCCUGAGAUACCGUCCCAGGGCCCAUUCCUCUGUGGAAAUCCGUCCUCGUGGCCUUAACCAGACCUCUGGUCGAGUCCUUGGCAUCUCGCCCUUUCCCACUCUGGUGUUAGAACACUGUGUUCCUGGCCCUGAGGAGAUCCCCAAGGCGUGCGUGAGAGUUGCAGGCUCGGAUGGCAGAGGAGCCUUGUACACCUUCUCCAAACACAGAGACGACAUGAUGGAGGAUACGCCCCUCUCCCUCUACAGCUACUAG